AUGGGAAAGAAAGAUAAGACAACGAAGACGAAUAGCAAAAAUGCCCCCACAUCCAAACAGAUCCCUAAUAGAGACAACUUUGCAAGACUAAACUACUUGUACCAACUAAGUAAUCAUUUCACAGUCGGCUCCUCCUGCUCCUCUUCCUGUUCCUCAUCCAAUCAAAGUCUAGCCCGAGGUUAUGAUCGCAACUUGGAUCUACUAUCAAAGCGUACCCUAAGUAAACUUUCACCCUCAGUCAAGAGAUCCAUAUGUAAGAAAUGCCAUGUGUUGCUAAUACCAGGAAUGACAAUGUCAAUACGAUUAGAGAAUUUAUCCAAGCUGCAAGAUCCUAAAAAUGAUGUGUUUGUCAACAAGUGUUUAAACUGUGGUGAAUGCAAACGUUUCCCUAUUGGUGCUGAUAGAGAAUAUAUCCCAUUUUAUGAACGAGGGUAUAUUGAUGAGCCCAAGAGCGGAGAGAGUUUUGAUGAACGAAACAACAUCUAA
This is a messenger RNA of Lodderomyces margitis, 486 nucleotides long. It is a transcript of the gene RPR2, whose product is annotated as ribonuclease P protein subunit. Gene Ontology annotation, biological process: tRNA processing. The record is from RefSeq and is a predicted model, not a curated record. NCBI's taxonomy places the organism in Eukaryota, Fungi, Ascomycota, Pichiomycetes, Serinales, Debaryomycetaceae. Gene Ontology annotation, cellular component: nucleolar ribonuclease P complex. The coding region runs from base 1 to 486 and encodes 161 amino acids. The transcript has a single exon.